AUGCAAAAUGAAGGUGAGAAUCAGCGAAAGGAGAUGAGUGUUCUUGAUCGAUCAGAGCCUCGUUACUGUUACUUCUUCAACUGGAUGCAAAAUAAGUUGAAUGGCGGACAAGCCAACAAAAAGCCAAAUGCAGUUCCUGCUGCAAAUCAAACAAAAUUUGAAGAACCCGGCAAAGAAAAAUUCAGCGGCUGGUCUAACGGGUUGCUGGCGAUCGGAACAUUUGGUAACAGAGAUCGAAGGGAAGACGAAGAGAUCCAACGCGCUGCCCAGACUGCAGAAACUGAUAGUCAUGAAAUCCUUCAGGAAGAUCAUGAGCAAUGCUCAUCUCCUGACGAUUUAACAGAAUUCACACCUGAAGAAGUUGGACAACUACAGAAAGAAUUGACAAGGCUCUUGAAAAGGAAACCUACGUCUACCGCUGCUACAAAAGCAACUCCCCUUGAAGGAUCAGAAGUUGCGGCUGAUCUUCCACUGGACAGAUUCCUUAACUGCCCAUCAAGUUUGGAAGUUGAUCGUACUAUUUCGAAUAGAUUCAGCGUUAAUUCAGAUUAUAGAGAUGAGGAAGACAUUGACCGAACUAUCAGAGUGAUUAUCGGGAGAUGCAAGGAAGUUUGCAUGGAAAACAAGAAGGCGGCUAUCGGAAAAAAGUCCAUUUCCUUCCUGCUCAAGAAAAUGUUCGUGUGCAGAAGCGGAUUUGCACCAGCUCCCAGUUUGCGAGAUACGCUGCAGGAAUCAAGAAUGGAAAAGCUUUUGAGGACAAUGCUCUCCAAAAAGAUGUACCCACAAAAUGCUUCUAGAGCAUCAUCGAUGAAGAGGAUUUUAGUGGACCGGCACACACAGAGGGGAGAAAAAGAGGACGAAACCCAAGACAAAAUACAAGAAGUUUGUAAAUGGGUCAAGACUGAUUCUGAAUUUAUUGUUCUCGAUUUAGAUUGA
Coffea eugenioides is the source of this 936-nucleotide messenger RNA. RefSeq lists its product as uncharacterized. The record is from RefSeq and is a predicted model, not a curated record. The transcript has 5 exons. Gene Ontology annotation, biological process: gravitropism; regulation of growth. The coding region runs from base 1 to 936 and encodes 311 amino acids. NCBI's taxonomy places the organism in Eukaryota, Viridiplantae, Streptophyta, Magnoliopsida, Gentianales, Rubiaceae.